Messenger RNA from Drosophila ficusphila, 879 nucleotides. It is a transcript of the gene Vps29, whose product is annotated as vacuolar protein sorting-associated protein 29. Gene Ontology annotation, cellular component: endosome; retromer complex. The coding region runs from base 99 to 647 and encodes 182 amino acids. NCBI's taxonomy places the organism in Eukaryota, Metazoa, Arthropoda, Insecta, Diptera, Drosophilidae. The record is from RefSeq and is a predicted model, not a curated record. Gene Ontology annotation, biological process: retrograde transport, endosome to Golgi; intracellular protein transport. The transcript has a single exon.
CGCACAGUAGUUGUUAUCGCUGCAACCUAUCGGCAGAUUCGCUGGGCGUUUCACAAUUUUUUUUGGGAAACACAACAAACCGUAAUACAAAGGACACCAUGCUCGUUCUGGUACUCGGCGACCUGCACAUUCCGCACCGGUGUAGCAGCCUGCCGGCCAAGUUCAAGAAGCUGCUGGUGCCGGGCCGCAUCCACCACAUCUUAGCCACCGGAAACAUUUGCACCAAGGAGUCCUACGACUACCUAAAAUCCCUGGCCAACGAUGUGCACAUAGUGCGCGGUGAUUUCGAUGAGAACCUUACAUAUCCGGAGCAGAAGGUGGUCACGGUGGGCCAGUUCCGGAUCGGCCUGUGCCACGGUCACCAGGUGGUUCCCCGCGGCGAUCCGGAGGCACUGGCCCUCAUACAGCGACAGUUGGACGUGGACAUCCUGAUCACAGGACACACGUACAAAUUCGAGGCCUACGAGCACGGGAACAAGUUCUACAUCAAUCCGGGAUCAGCCACGGGGGCUUUCAAUCCGCUGGACACAAAUGUGGUGCCCUCUUUUGUUCUCAUGGAUAUUCAGAGCACCACUGUGGUCACGUAUGUCUACCAGCUGAUUGGAGACGAGGUCAAGGUGGAGCGUAUCGAGUACAAGAAGAUAUAGGGUCCUAGUAUUAGCCACCAGCCAUUCCCAACCAAAUUAACCCCCGGACCCCGCAUUCUGAGCUUGGCUUAAUUAAAGAAAUUGUAAAUGUAUGUAGCAAUAAAUCAAGUUCUCAUUUUUUUAUCUGAUAAAAAGUGCUGACAUUUUAUUUAAAUAGAAAAUGAAAUUGAAAUCGAAUGAAGCUUGCUGUUUGAAUUUUAUCGAACAAUUAAUAAACGUUUACACAAAGUGA